Drosophila teissieri is the source of this 744-nucleotide messenger RNA. Its product is annotated as isochorismatase domain-containing protein 1. Gene Ontology annotation, cellular component: cytoplasm. Bases 64 to 693 code for a protein of 209 amino acids. The record is from RefSeq and is a predicted model, not a curated record. NCBI's taxonomy places the organism in Eukaryota, Metazoa, Arthropoda, Insecta, Diptera, Drosophilidae. The transcript is spliced from 3 exons.
CAACCGUUUGCGUUAGUAUUUAAAAUAGUUCAUUUACGCAUUAUUAUACACCCGGAAUCAAUUAUGAGUAAAGUCAGAGGACCAGCUCUGUACCGCCUGGUGCCCUCGAAGACGCUGUUCAUGCUGUGCGACGUGCAGGAGAAGUUCAAGCCGGCCAUUCCGCUGCUGAGUUCGCUCAUCGAAAACACAACUAAACUGCACAUUCCAUUCCAGCUGGCAGCCGGCAAGAUCCUCCAGGUGCCACUGCUGGUCACCGAGCAGUAUCCCGAGAGGCUGGGCAAGACCGUCUGUGAGUUGGACAUCGGGCAUGCCUGCGCCAAUGUUUCCAAGACCAUGUUUUCCAUGCUGGUGGAGCCCGUACGUAAGAGUAUGACUGAUAUCUUUGGUGGCAAGCCCAAGACGGCGGUGCUUUUCGGCCUGGAGACACACGUCUGUGUGGAGCAGACGGCCUUCGACCUGGUAAAUGAUGGAGUCGAUGUCUGGCUGGUGGCCGACUGCUGUGCGUCGCGUCUUAAUCAGGAUCGGGAUUUGGCCUUGGAGCGCCUGCGUCACAUCGGCUGCAACAUAGCCACUUCCGAGAGUGUGAUAUUUAAUCUGCUGGGGGAUAAGGACAACAAGUCCUUCAAGGAGAUUGCUUCGCUGGUGAAGAAGAUCUCCGCAGACAUGCAGCUCGCGCGCGCCUCAAAAAGUUAAGCCUGGCGGCACUUUUCAUGUGUUUCAGUCCAGUAAACCAUCCUUCCAGCA